Messenger RNA from Protomyces lactucae-debilis, 1600 nucleotides. RefSeq lists its product as uncharacterized. The transcript has a single exon. NCBI's taxonomy places the organism in Eukaryota, Fungi, Ascomycota, Taphrinomycetes, Taphrinales, Protomycetaceae. The coding region runs from base 146 to 1519 and encodes 457 amino acids. The record is from RefSeq and is a predicted model, not a curated record.
CACCCAGCAGCAGCGACUGGUAUAAGCUGGAGGAGAUGCCCAAGAUGCAGCCUCACGCUCGCUCUCCUUCUGUUCUACAGUCUACUCCUUCCAUCUACUCAUCAAUCAUCUACAGUAGCAGUAGCAGCAACAGCAACAGCAGCAGAUGCACUACGCACACUUCAUCACCAUUCUCUUAGCAGCAAGUCGCAUCGAGGCCAAAUGGUCAGACUGGCACAAACGGGCUGCAGUGCCCAUUCUGACAGAGACGGAAGAAGUCGUUACAGUCUGGCAUACAGCUUACACCAGCUGUCCCUGUGCAAGCACCACAACAUCCGCCUCAACAGGAGCGACGCAACUGCCCUACAACAUUGUCGCUGUCAAUGGCGGCGGACAAGCGGCGAAUCAAGACGCAGUGGUAGUCACAGCGACACAAGAUCCCGUACUUGUCUUGCACCCGACGCAGGCGCCGCAAGACCCUGACGCAGGCAUCCUUGAUCUGACCGUCUCUACCACAACUGUCGAGGUCACAUCAACAAGUACGGUCAUUGUCUAUGCAGACGAGACAGAGGCUGCAGCGAUAUCUGUACAAGCUGGUACUGCUGGUAUGGCUGGACUACCGGUUGUACCGACGUCAAGCGUAGCUCAAACAACAACCUAUACAGUCAUCGUCACAGUCACGGCAGAAGAUGCGACAAGCAGCAGCAGUUCUUCUACGGUCAUCAACACGAAUGGUAUUGCAGGUUUCGCUCAGACACCGUCUACGACUGUACUGCCAUCUAUUACGCCAAGCAUCAGCAGCGUCACUGCAACUGUGGCAACAUUCGCGGCAAGUAGUGGCAUUGCUGCAUUCCCGGGCAUUUCAGCACUCUUGAGCUCCAUGUCCGUCUCGUCUGCAUUAUCUUCUACGGUACUAUCUGUUUCAAGCACGCUCGCCGUUUCUACUGCGUCGCCAUCAUCGCCAUCGCCAUUGUCAAGCAGCAGCAGCAGCAGCAGCAGCAGCAGCAGCAGCAGUCAAGGAACAGCCUCUGUGCUUGGCCUCGCUCAAAGUCCAUCUGCUUCACUCUCAAGCACAUCCAGCACUCUGUCCCAAACAUCCACAUCAGUUUCGGCCAGCAGCAGUUCAAGCGCGUCACUCAGCGAAACAACCACGUCAAUCUUGUCGACGACAUCCACCACGAUGAUGCUCCCUUCUAGCACUCUUGCCUCCUCGACAAGGACAUCGACAAGCGAAUCGAGCAGUUCAAGUGCAUUGCCUGCAUCGUCGCUGACCAGCUCCAGCUCCGGAAUCGCAUCGCCAUCUGGAACAAGCUCAGCAGCUGUACUGCCCAGUGCAGUAGGUAUGGCCAUCCUGCCUUCCAUGGCAGCGCCUGUGCAACAAGCCAUCAGCGAGCCAUCCUCAUCAUCCACGAUGACAACGCAGUACAUUUCCUCAACGACAGAAUCUGUUUCGCCAACAAUGACGCCACCUGCAGCCAUGGAUCCUGCUCGCUUCAUCUCGGCAACGUACACGAUUCGUACAACUGUCACCGCGGAGUAGAGCACUCACUCACAAUUCUCACCAUUCGUUCCUUUAGUCAAUUCUUUUUGUUAGCGUAGGCGAAAUUCAUCUCCCUCAACU